UAAAACAUUAGCCGGGCAGUUGGGAGUAGCCUCGGUCUUCGAACGCGCACAAACGAGAGACCCGGGAACCGCUCUCCGAAAAUAUUAACAUGUGGAACAUCCGCGGAAAAGUAACUAUAAAUUUGGUUUAGUGCAAUUUUUUAAGUGUCAUAUCACCAUAAAAAGUGAGUAUUUAUUCAAUGAUCGUCAAGAGGCAACUGCCUGCGCAUCAAGGUGGACAUCCGUUCGUUCACAGGUGAAUGUUUCAGGAUGAAAAGUCUGCUUUUCUGCACCAGUGUGUUAAGUCUUGGGUUGAGUUUCGUGUAUGGCAGCGCAGUGUCCUCACAUUUGACCGGUGAGCGAGGCUCGGAUCGUCUGCAGAAAAGAGACAACCUAUCUCCCCGUCGUAUCGUCGAAUAUGGCACAUAUCACGGAGAAGAUCUCGCGGAUGAAAUGGAGGAGCCACUAAAACCGAUAGCUCUUUCCUUAGUGGCAAACGGUUCUCAAUCAUCGGUGGUUGCGGCCAAACAAGAGCCACAAUCGCCGGGUCCGGAUCCGAAAAAGUCUUCGACGGAUUUGAGAGCGCUUUCACUAGAUUCGAAGGAGCCUCCACAAGAUUCGAAGGAGCUGUUAAUAGAUUUGAGGGACCUUUUAUCAGAAUCAAACAAACCAGAUCUAUCUGCUCCUAAACAGGCUUCGCAAGAUUCCGAGGAACCCCAAUCAGGCGGUAAGAAGUCUUCGUUGGCUCAUAAGGAACUCUCACAGGAUGGUGACGGAUCCUCGUCAAAUGAUUAUAACGGGGAUGAUUUUGAGAAGACGUCGGAUUAUGAGAGCGAACCUUCGUAUCCUGAGGAACCAGCUCCUCAGAAAGCCCCUCUCGAUUCUGCAAAUCCCCCGGUAGAUUUUGCAAAACCUCCUUCAGGUUCUGCGAAACCCUCACCAGAAGCUUCAAAACCCUCGCCUGAUUCUGCGAAACCCUCGUCAGAAGCUACGAAACCCUCGCCAGGUUCUACGAAACCUUCGCCAGAUUCUACAAAACCCGUGCAAGACGUAACAAAACCCUCAACAGAAGCUACAAAACCCUCUUCAGAAGCUACUAAACCCUCGCCAGAUUCUACGAAACCCCUGCCGGAUGUUGCGAAACCCUCACCAGAAGCUGCAAAACCCUCUUCAGAAACUACUAAACCCUCGCCAGGUUUUACGAAACCCUCGUCAGAUGUUGCGAAACCCUCACCAGAAGCUGCAAAGCCCUCGUCAGAAGCUGCGAAACCCUCGCCUGAUUCUACAAAACCCUUGCCAGAUGCUGCGAAACCCUCGCCUGAUUCUACAAAGCCCUUGCCAGGUGCUGCGAAACCCUCGCCUGAUUCUACAAAACCCUUGCCAGUAGGUGCUGCGAAACCCUCGCCAGAUGCUGCAAAACCCUCGCCAGAAUCAAAUAAUCAAGAUAACCAAGAGGAACCCGUGCCAAAUGAUGACAGGUCCUCGUCAAUCGGCAAGCAUACUUCACCUGAAAAGAGUCCUCCACAAGAAAAUCUUCCUCCAAUAGCAGAUAUUCCCCCGGCGGAAUAUAUUCCCCCGCAAGCAUAUCCUCCACUACCGCCAAUGAGACAAAUACCGACAACGCCGCCUAGGCCAAGAAUGAAUAAAUUCCUUGCGAUAAAACAACGUCUAUUCCCUGCCUCGUGGUUUCCUUCUAAAAAACAGGGUUUGCUGGAGAUGUUUCCAUUUAGGAUUGCGAGGUUAUAUGAAUCUUCAGACCUGUCCGUACAAAACCCCGACUUCGGGCCUGAAGGGCCGGCAGACUCGGUCCCCCAAGGCUCAAGCGUCCAGAUCUUUCAGGGUCCGAGCUUCUGGCCUGAAAGGCCUGUGGGCCAGGGCUUUCAAGGUCCUAGCUUCCGCCCUGAGAGGCCUCUAUAUCCAGCCCUCACACCGCCUCUUCCGUAUACGGCAAGACCUCCAUAUCAGGCCUCAAGUUCCGGGCAAGCUCCCUCGGAAUGGUUAUCAGACGUUUUCAUUGACGCCAUCAAUAAGGAACAGAGCCGCUGGAAGGCUGGAAGGAAUUUUGGCCAGAGGCUCACAAAUACAGAGAUGGAGUAUCUGGUGGCGCGAAACCCUAUCGUACCGGACAGGAAUCUCAUCAACAUUCUUCAAGAUAUAACCACCUCCCUCAUUCCGAAUCUUUCAGCCGUGUUUCUUGAAUAUCUCGGCUUCACAACGGACGAAUACGAUGGUCGCAGGUCCUGGUGCGAGGGAGGCCCUCAGGACACGGGAUAUGCCGCUACAAGCUGGGCACUUGCAUCUGCAGCAGCUUUGCGCCAGCGAGUAUGCAUGUUAAGGGGCGUUUCGGAUGCAACAUCCUAUGCAGCUGAAUUUAUCAUCAACUGCUGUAGAUACUGCGAACGGACGACAAAUGGUGGCGGGUCUGCAAUGGUGGCUUAUCAGUACAUGCGACAGUUGGGCACCCCCAGUGAUGAGUGUCAGAAAUACAAAAGGGGAAAAAUUUCCCUAGACCCUGACCCGAGGGCUCGGAUUCAACCACCGGCACCUCGAGCUUGCAGCAAGGUUUGCGAUGACGGCAAUAGAUUCCCCACCAGCAGAGACCGGCUGAAUAAAUUCGUUAAUAGAGCUGAUGAAGUAUUCUACAUCACUCCCCCAUGGCCUAGCAUAAUUAGGCGGGAAAUAAUGCGCGGCUCUGUCACCGCUGAGGUUACUGUUUACACGGAUUUUCCGAACUACAAAGAAGGUGUUUACUCUCCGACGAAAAUUGCUGUCCCCUGGGGUAACAUCACGGUCCGUCUCAUUGGCUGGGGCUCAGAGGGUGGACAGGACUUUUGGCAAGCUGCGGGUAUUUGGGGGCCCAAUUUUGGGGACAAAGGUUAUGUGAAAUUCAAGCAAGAUUGUCCCUUGCUGAAUAUCGAGCAAAGGAUUACAGCUGCGAGACCGCAUUUGGACGACCUGCCGUCAGAAUAAAACUCUCAGCCAGUGUCACAUGUUCAUUC
Messenger RNA from Bemisia tabaci, 2978 nucleotides. RefSeq lists its product as uncharacterized. Gene Ontology annotation, biological process: proteolysis. Lineage: Eukaryota; Metazoa; Arthropoda; Insecta; Hemiptera; Aleyrodidae. Gene Ontology annotation, molecular function: cysteine-type peptidase activity. The record is from RefSeq and is a predicted model, not a curated record.